This is a messenger RNA of Zophobas morio, 1660 nucleotides long. RefSeq names its product mitochondrial glycine transporter A-like. NCBI's taxonomy places the organism in Eukaryota, Metazoa, Arthropoda, Insecta, Coleoptera, Tenebrionidae. Gene Ontology annotation, biological process: glycine import into mitochondrion. The record is from RefSeq and is a predicted model, not a curated record. Gene Ontology annotation, molecular function: glycine transmembrane transporter activity. Bases 484 to 1341 code for a protein of 285 amino acids. Gene Ontology annotation, cellular component: mitochondrial inner membrane; mitochondrion. The transcript has 4 exons.
UGAUAAGUAGUCUUAAGUUCACUGGGGGUCUUGUUUUGACCUUAUCGAGUGAGUAUAAAUAGGGACUUGGAGCAAUGACAGUCAGUCUUCACUGUGCUUCCGUCACGUUUCGAUCCUUCCGAAGUUUCGGUUUUUUUUUAACACGGAGUAGUGAAUAAAGCUUGCCCCAAACGACAGGCUUUACAAUUAUAUAUAUAUUUUUUAUUUAUAAUUGUCGUUUUCUUCGGUUGUUCAUAAGUUUAUAUAAAUGCAGCUAACAAGUAUCUUCAUGAAAAUGACCAUUGCCGAUAAAUUCCGUGUUAACCCCAUCUAUUAUUCCGACUACUCUGAUACGACCGUCGAAAUCUAGGGAACCAGGAGUCCCUUCUUCAGAAUACGAGAGUAGUAUUUCAAACCUCUGAAUUUGUCUGAUUUCUUUGAAAGCGUGACUAAUAUUAGAGGCAAUUUCGACUUGAAGACUAGUUAUCAGUACCUUAUCCAAAAAUGGAUAUCGUUAGCAGUUAUCCUAUGGUAAAAGCUUUCCUGGCUGGGUCCUUCUCAGGAACCUUCUCCACGAUUUUGUUUCAACCCUUAGACUUGGUGAAAACCCGUCUGCAGAACCCCACUACCCUAUUAAGCCACAAUGGCGGCACGCGGAUGGUCACCAUCUUCGCCACCAUCCUCCAGCAGGAGCAUCUGCGCGGCCUCUGGCGGGGAAUGACACCGUCUAUAACCCGCUGCGUCCCCGGCGUUGGCCUCUACUUCUGCUCCCUCGAUUAUCUAAAAACGCAAUUUUUUGCGGACACGACUCCAAGUCCGCUCGAGUCAGUCGCUCUGGGCAUGAUCUCCCGCUGCAUGAGCGGAGUGGCCUUGAUCCCCAUCACCGUGGUGAAGACCCGCUUCGAGAGCGGCGUCUACGGCUACAGCGGGGUGACCUCCGCUCUGCGGGAGAUCUACCGGACCGAGGGACUGCGCGGCAUGACCUGCGGCCUGAUCCCGACGCUGUUCCGGGACGCGCCCUUCUCAGGACUCUACUUGAUGUUCUACACGCAGGCCAAGCUGCUGGUGCCCCGGGAGGUGUUCGACUCGUCGUUGGCGUCGCCGGUGCACUUUUCGUGCGGGAUAACGGCGGGCAUUUUGGCUUCGGUCGUCACCCAGCCGGCUGACGUCCUGAAGACCAAAAUGCAGCUGUAUCCGAAUAAGUUCAACGGGUUGUGGUCGGUCGUGGUGUACGUGCAUGGGAAGUACGGGGUCAAGGGGUACUUCAAGGGGAUGGUUCCGAGGAUGCUGAGGAGGACUUUGAUGGCCGCUAUGGCCUGGACGGUCUAUGAGCGGCUGUCGAAGUCGAUAGGGUUAAAGUAGCGCAGUGGUACUUUGAAUUGGGUGUGGUAGCCUGAUUUGAAGAGUUUAUACAUAUCAUGGGUAUCUUUGGUGCCUGGGGAGAUGCGUUACAGGGAGUAGGUGAUAAGAUUAUUGGGUUUAUGUUUAUCAUGCCUCGUUUUUAUGUAUACUGCACUACUUGUAACCGAUUAUUUACUAUUUUUAUUGGAUGUAUGACUUUUACUACUGGAUAAACGAUAUUGUAUUUUUGGAUCACAAAAAUUUACAGUAUUAUUUUUGUGAUUCUGUUGUAUGUUAUUAGUGGUUGUAUAUUUUGUUAAAUAAAUUUUAUUGUUGAUUA